AAUGAUUCAUUCUCGUGUAAGUGCUGGAAGUAUCUGGAAGUGAAUUUUUUCGGCUUGUCAUUGGCUUACUGCUAGUUUUAGUUGAAAUCUUCUAAUUCUGCUUUAUCAUUCUCCAUCAUUCAAUACAACCAUUUGUAUUCUCAACACUUUCUUCUGGAACCAAGCUCACUCGGAUCAAGACGGUGAACGGAAGACCAAGCAAAAGUUUUGAAAAGCGCAGCUGUUGAAGGACAACAUAAGUCGGAAAGUUUUGCUAAAGUGUACGACAAAAGUGAAUAUAUUUAGUAGCCAGAGGAAAAGUGUACCGACGAAAAAAACAAAAUGGUGUUUCCAGAGGCAUUGAAAGUGACGAUCUACCAGAAAUCUGGUGACCAAGAAAAUUUUGUGAUGUCUGUUAGUCGACAUCGGGAAGUUUGUCACAACUACGAGAACUUGAAAAAUGAAAUUGUGGCCCGUUACCCGAGUCUGCUUCAAUUUGAUGAGAUCAAGUUUUUCUGGAUUGAUGAUGAAGGAGACGAGAUUACCAUUCUGAACCAUGCGGAUUACUUUGACUAUAUGGACUCGUGCGGUGCCGGUGGAGUUCAGAAGCGUCGCAUUUACGUUAAAGGAGUCAAUAAUCCGAAGCAGGACUCAGUGCAAGACGCACCGAUGGAGGAGUGUUCAGCGCCCAGGGAUGAUGCUGCGGCCACUCUCCCGGAGGAUGUUCCCGUUCACAUAAAUAUUGUUUGCGAUGUGUGCGAUGAUACCAUUCGGGGUCAUCGAUACAAAUGCUUGCAAUGUUUCAACUAUGAUUUGUGCAUGCGUUGCGAGGCAAAGUAUCGUCACAAGGAUCAUCUAAUGGUGCGUAUCCCAACACCGCAGAUUAGUCGUCGGGGACCGUUUCGUCUAUUUGACAAGCUGCGUGGUAUGGCUACUGAAGUUAGCUCUCAAUCGGAAUUUGCGAAUGCAUCCGAUGUGCGCGAAAACGAGUACGAGAAUUGCAAACGCUCCAAGCGUUAUCAUCGCCGACAUAGCAAGGACCGCGAGGAGUCCCGUGAGCAGCGCGAAGAGAAGGAACGCAAAGAACGCAAACAUCGCCGGGAACGCUCUGCCAAAUGCGCCGAAGAGCGUCGCAGUGCUCGGUACGGGCACGGAUCAGGACAUCACUUCAACUUUACCCAUUUGCUUAAUCAAGUGAUUGACCCGGCAAACAUUUCAGCCUUUCUGUCAGCAGAUGCUGCGGCGGCAGCAGCUGCAGCUGCUGCUGAGUCCGCCCAUGAGGCCGCUCGUGCCACAAUGGCCAACUGUCCUGUAUUUGCGGCGACAAGUCAUGCAAGUACCACAAGUACUUCGUCUACUGCUAAUGCCGCCACAGCAUCGGCAUCUACUUCUGCUAAGACCGGGACAAACGUGACAACCGGUGACAAUCGUGGAGAGACUUCUGCUUCGUCAGCUGGCACCAAUGAUUCAGCACGAAGCGAGAAAGUUCUCGAUCUUUCCUGGUUGUCUCCAACACCGGAAAGUAUUUCGAAAAUUAAUCAAACAUUUUCAAAGAUUUUGGACCCACUUGGAAUGAAUAUUGAAAUUCGUAGCAACGGUACUGCCCCAAAGCCUGCCCAGACGCAGACUCCACCGGAGGAGAAACAGGACAAAACUACUGAAACGGCUAAUACACCAACAACCAGUACUCCGAGUCAAACUUCAUCACUUGUUCAAACGAGCAACAAAUCAACUGAAAUUGAUCCAUUUGCAGAUUUGAGACAAAAACUGGAGGCCACUCUACUCGCUGAAAGUUUGACCGAGAAAGGACAAAAAAUGGAUAUGACGCACAGUGAUGAUGAUGAUGAUGACGAUUCACUAUCUGUUAGCAGUGUUUCCUUAUUGAGUGAUAAUGAAACCGGAAAUAACGAAAAAACUGAAAAGAAAUGGACGCUGGUUGAUCUUCCGAACGAUGAAGACAAACCAGUGGAAAUCGCUAAAGAUGUCACGGCGGAAGCAACUUCCAUAGGCCAAGCGUCGGCAACACCCGUUACUCCGGCAUCUGUUCCCGAGGUCUCUUCGGCUUCCUCGGCCAAAAACGUCGUAAAUCCGAUCGAUUAUGAACAAUUGGGUAAAGCUUUGAAGCAACACAUCGAAGCCGAAAUGCAGGCAGCUGAAACAUCUAAAAAUAAGAUAACACCAACAAUUGCCACAGCUACAACGCCACCACCAUCUACUCAAACUGCAAUCCCUUUGCCAGCGUCGGUGAACCUACCAACUUCGACUGCAAUCCCACUACCGUCACCAAAUGCACCACAAAUUUCUGUCCAGACUAAUGUUGCAGCAUCUAGGUUUCAUCCAUUUGUCCAUGAAUGGAUGGCAGCUAGGAAUCCGCUAGGAACCCGCUCACAGAACGCAACAAUAACUUCAUCCCAACCGAUUCAAACGGCUAUCCCGAUGCCGGCUCCAGCACGUGCUUCAUCCGGCACGGAGCCUGUCACAUACAGUUCUCGAUCCCACAUCAACCAUGCCGUUCAUGCUAUGAUCGCUAUGGGUUUCAGCAAUGAAGGAGGCUGGCUGGUUCAACUGUUGGAGUCCGUUAACGGCGAUAUUCCGCGAGCAUUGGACUUGUUGACGCCGCACAAAUUUAAUCCCUAAGCAUUGGACAAAGUGACGAUUUUUAAAACAAACCUUUUAAAAUACACUAUUUGUUACGAUCUUUUUCGUACGAGUGCAGUGAUUAUAGCAAUAAAGAGAUAACCUUUGUGACACACUAUGUGCACAAUAUAAUACUAUAAAUAUUACAGUAAAAGGUGAUAGAUGUUAGGCUUCAUGCUACAUACUUAGUGCAUAUUUUAUUUCUUGUUUCUGUAAUGACAGCAGCAAAUAUUUUGAAUUCAUGGAACUGUCACACGUUUUCUACUCGAAACAUGAUGAGUAAAUUCAGUUGCUGGCUUAUAAAUUAACUAUACUGGUUGCAUAUUUAAUAAUUCAACGUAAAAUGAAUAAAUAACAAUAAAAGAA
Malaya genurostris is the source of this 2982-nucleotide messenger RNA. It is a transcript of the gene ref(2)P, whose product is annotated as protein ref(2)P. Lineage: Eukaryota; Metazoa; Arthropoda; Insecta; Diptera; Culicidae. The transcript is spliced from 5 exons. Gene Ontology annotation, biological process: endosome organization; aggrephagy; mitophagy. The coding region runs from base 322 to 2616 and encodes 764 amino acids. Gene Ontology annotation, cellular component: aggresome; amphisome. The record is from RefSeq and is a predicted model, not a curated record. Gene Ontology annotation, molecular function: zinc ion binding; protein kinase C binding; K63-linked polyubiquitin modification-dependent protein binding.